GCUCAGGGAUUUGACCUCUGUACAGGUAAGCCCUCCAAAAACAGAAGGUGAGUCAUACAGCUGGUAUAAAAGUACCGGCUUGCUAAGACCGUACAGGUAAACAUUAAGGGGCGUCUACAAUGGCAACUGCAAGGGAAAGAAGCUCUUCUUCGGAAUCGCUCGAGGAGCCAAGCCCUCUCCCCGGCGAGGAACCGCAGGGGAAGGGAGAACCAGGGGAGACCGUCGAUUCGUUUCUACUUCGGCAACAAAGGGAGAGGAUGUUCGAACUUCGUCGCAUUUCUCACGGCGAUCGCCCUGUGUCCGGUCAAGGUUUUCGGGAGAAGCUGGACGCCUUCUUUCGUAAUCAUGUAGGUGCGGACUCAGCGGAACUGAGCGAGGAAGAUCAGAAUAGACCAAGUCAAGGAAGGACUGAGGAGCGACGCCCAGAAGCAGUUAGACUGGAGGUGCGAGGACUGUUCGACCAACGCCGUGUGAGUAACGUGCUACAGAGUGACCUGUUCAGGCGGGAGUUGGAGAGCGUUGUCCGAGGCGGUCUGUCUAGGUUCCACCGCUCUGUCCCUCCCCCUCCACUGCCUCCACCUCCACCUCAAGACUUCAAUGAUGCAAGCUCCACUGCCACCGACAUUGACGAGACAGGAAGUGUGUCCAGCUUCACCUCCGGGAGCACCUCUGAUGUCUCCCUGCACUCCUGGCUGUGGCAGGUCCCUCCCCCUCCUCCCCCUGUCUCCUCUCAACAAUGGAUGGUCCCUCCUCAGAUGGGCCCUCCCCAGAUGGGGAAUGGUGCUUUCCCACCACAACCGCCCUCUUACCAGGCUGCACAGCAUGCACAGCAGCCAUGGCAACAGCAACAGCAAGCAUCAGGACAGCAGGGUCCAUGGCAACAACAACAGCAACAAGGCCCAUGGCAACAGGGUCCUUGGCAACAGCAGCAGGGCCCAUGGCAACAGGGACAGCAAAGCCCAUGGCAACAGCAGCAGGGUCCAUGGCAACAGGGACAACAGGGCCCAUGGCAACAGCAGCAGGGCCCAUGGCAACAGGGACAACAGGGCCCAUGGCAACAGCAGCAGGGCCCAUGGCAACAGCAACAAGGCCUAUGGCAACAGCAACAACAACAGGGCCCAUGGCAACAGCAACAACAAGCACAGCAAGGUCAUAGGCAGCAACCUUGGCUGCAAAGAAGGCAGCCAACACCAUGGCAACGGCAACAACAGCAGCAGGCCAACAGGAGGACCCUGUACGACAUCGAGCAAGCCCAGCGGGAGAACAUUGUCAGUGACAUCAGCGAGCUGCUGCAGCGACAUGUGGUCAGCUCUUCGCUGGACGGAGGGUUCCGAGGUGUUCUGGAGCUCAUGGUGGCGCGGAGGGUUAACGAGACCGGUACGGACGGCGAGAGGGUGCAGGAGUCGAUACAGAACAUCCCGCGGUCCCGCCCCCACCGCAGGAACGACUUCAGCCACCUGGGGAUCAACACCCAGCCUCAGGGAGCAGAGGCUGAUGGGACAGGGACAGCAGGGAUCCAGGGACCAGAAAUGCAGUCUCUCCGAGCUGAGAUAGACGAGCUUAAGAACAUGGUACGUGUCAGCUUCGACCUUCAACUUGACCUCCAGAGGGCCAUCAGGCAGGAAGUGGCAGCAGCAAUGGCCGCCCAUACAGGCUCUAACACCCAGGACAUCCCGGUGACUCGAGCGGUUCGUGAGGGACACUGUCUGAUCUGCCUGGACCAGACCGUAGAUUCUGUACUGUACCAGUGCGGACACAUGUGCGUCUGCAACGGCUGCGGACUCAACCUGAAGAGCCAGGGACACAACUGUCCCGUGUGCCGCGCACCAAUCAGGGACGUCAUCAGGGCCUACAGGUGCAACCAGGAUUGAGCACCUGUGCAUCAAUCAGUCAAAGCUUUUUUGGGGGGGGGGGG
Branchiostoma floridae (Florida lancelet) is the source of this 1915-nucleotide messenger RNA. RefSeq lists its product as uncharacterized. The transcript is spliced from 8 exons. The record is from RefSeq and is a predicted model, not a curated record. Lineage: Eukaryota; Metazoa; Chordata; Leptocardii; Amphioxiformes; Branchiostomatidae. Bases 120 to 1871 code for a protein of 583 amino acids.